Molecule: messenger RNA, 495 nt
Organism: Emys orbicularis (European pond turtle)
Lineage: Eukaryota; Metazoa; Chordata; Testudines; Emydidae
Product: C-type lectin-like
Exons: 5
Coding region: 1-495 (164 amino acids)
Biological process (GO): antimicrobial humoral immune response mediated by antimicrobial peptide; venom-mediated disruption of cell wall in another organism; positive regulation of cell population proliferation
Molecular function (GO): peptidoglycan binding; oligosaccharide binding; signaling receptor activity
Source: RefSeq, a predicted model, not a curated record
AUGGGGCCAGUCGCCUACUUCAGCCUCAGCCUCCUCGGCUGCCUGAUCUUUAACCCCUCGCUGGAAGGAAUAGGGGCCACGCCCUGUCCCAGUGACUGGCUGUUCUACCAAGGUCGAUGCUAUGCGUUCUUCCCUGAAAAAGUGUCCUGGUCGGAGGCUGAGGUACGAGACUCUUCUCAGGGGGGGGUAACAGGCCUCACUGAUGUUCCUUUCUCCAUUCUCACUGAGGCAGAAGGGACCAUGGUGGCCAGAUACAUCAGCGAGUCAGGCUUCAAGGAUAACGUCUGGAUCGGACUCCACGACCCCCGGAAGUACAGACGCUGGAGGUGGACCGAUGGCUCCCGGUAUUACUACAAAGCUUGGAACGCCGGGGAACCAAACAAUGAUCAUGGUGUCGAGUACUGUGUGGAGCUGGUGAACCAAAAGGGUUUUAAGAACUGGAAUGAUAAAGUCUGUCAUACGCAAAACAGCUACGUUUGCAAGUAUCGACCCUAG